Molecule: messenger RNA, 722 nt
Organism: Trametes versicolor FP-101664 SS1
Lineage: Eukaryota; Fungi; Basidiomycota; Agaricomycetes; Polyporales; Polyporaceae
Product: trimeric LpxA-like protein
Exons: 5
Coding region: 108-641 (177 amino acids)
Biological process (GO): mitotic spindle organization
Cellular component (GO): dynactin complex
Molecular function (GO): dynein complex binding
Source: RefSeq, a predicted model, not a curated record
CAACAAUACAUUCGCGCGACCUCGAGCGCGCUGCGUGCAAUGUGACAGUGGUCGGCUGAUCGUGCACAACAUCCCCACUGCCGCCGCUCUGACCACAGCCGCCACCGAUGCCCCCCAUACGCGACAAGUUUACGAUCCACUCCAAGGCCGUCGUCUGCCAGGAUGUCGAGCUCAAGGGCGACAUCACCAUAGGCGCAGGCACCAUCGUCCACCCCAAGGCGACCAUCUUCGCCAUUGCAGGGCCCAUUGUCAUCGGCUCCGGCUGCAUUAUCGAGGAGGGCGCGAUCAUCGUGAACAGGCGCAAAGAAGUGAUGCACAUCGGGGACGAUAACCUCUUCGAGAUUGGCUGCCGCGUCGAGUGUCCAACCGUCGGAAAUUGCAACACAGUCUGCACACGCGCACGCGUGCACCACACCCUCCGCAUGUCCUCGUACUGCGUGAUCGGCGCCGGCGUCCUCGUCGUGCCCACCGAAGACGAGAUCCUCGACGAGUACACCGUCAUACACGGGCCUGCCGCCGAACGGCGCAUAUGGAGCGGCCGCGGCAAGGUCCAGGAGAUGGACCUCCGGAGGAAACACGCGGAGUAUCUCCGCGAGAUGCUGCCCAAGUUCAACCGGCUUAGAAGGGGUGACGGCGCGUAGUGUGGUGUGUCUGAGCAUUGUUUCUCAUGUUCUAGUGAUAUAAUUACGGUCGACGCCUUAAUCCUUCAAGCUUCACAGAUA